Molecule: messenger RNA, 2560 nt
Organism: Drosophila erecta
Lineage: Eukaryota; Metazoa; Arthropoda; Insecta; Diptera; Drosophilidae
Product: WD repeat-containing protein CG11141
Exons: 4
Coding region: 253-2379 (708 amino acids)
Molecular function (GO): protein binding
Source: RefSeq, a predicted model, not a curated record
GUUACCUUUCUGCGGGCAAUGUUUUUAUUUCUUAUACAAAUAAGCAACAAGGUUGUGGGAGCUCGAAUUUUUAAAUGACCCGCCCAAUAGAGCUGCCCCCUUUUAUAUAUCUAGCGGGCGUUGCCACAUGCCAGCAGCUCGGUUUUGUUGAUUGUUGUGUUGAGCCGGAGCAAAAAAGAAUCACCGAUAAAAGGAGAGAACUGCGGAAUCCCGAAAUCCCCGUCCUGAGGCGCAAUUUCCCCCAGCAAGGACAUGGCCAGCAGCAAGGAGUUGUGCUCCAUCAGGGAGUGGGCGCCGCUCACGGAGGUCAUUGAGCGCAUUCCGGCGCAUCUGCAGCGCGGCUUCUUUCCUUCGAAUCUCAAUCUUACCUGUGUGGACGCCACCGAGGAGUUCCUGGCCAUGGGCAGCGACGCGGGCAUCGUGUUCUGGUACAAUCGCUACACGGGCAAGAUGCAGAAGCUAAAGGCAGAGGUGGCCACUCGGAUUUCGUGCGUAAGGGUUGUCAACUCUGUGGAGUACAUGGUUGCGGCUGGGUGCGUUAACGGGCAGGUGAGCAUCUUCCAGAUACAGAAGGAGCUCCCACGGGACCUCGACUUGGUGGCUCCUUGCACCAAGAGUCGGCCCAUCGAGCGGUACACUAUCCGGGAUCUGCACAAGUGCGUGGUGAGCAGCUGCGAGUGGUCCAAAAAUGGGAUGAAGCUCUACUCCGGAGAUCGCCAGGGAGUGGUGGUGCUCACGGAAUUCGAUUACCAGGCGCACCUCAGCAAAUCGGUGGAGAUCCUGAGCGAGGCAUACGAGAUCGUACAGCUUAGCGUGCGGCAGAGCCACCUACUGGUGGCCACCCUCUACCGUUGCAUCGUAUGCCAGCUAGACGUGAAAACCUCGCAGUGGAACAUCACCCAGGUGGGAAAGAAGGAUCGCAAGCAGCUCAUCGACUGUGGGGCAAUCUUUCUGAAGAAACAAGAAUUAAAUAAGCCGCAACUAGUCUGCGGACGUCCUGGCCUGCGCUUCUGGGUGGCAGACACCGCUGGAAACGUGUCCAAAACAGUCCUAUUCAGAGAUGCCGUUCUGCGCAGUCCAACCUGGGAAAUACCUAUUCUAAACCCCAAGCAGCGCAGUGAACCGUCCAGUACCCACAACACGACUGCAUCCACAUCUUCAACUAGGUCUUCUGGACUAGGAGAUGGUGAUGUGGGCUAUGUGGCCAGCAGCAACUUUCGGCAGCUAUACCUGUACGAUGGCCACGACUCACUACUGGUAACUCAUGACGAUGCCACCUUGUACAUACUCAACUUGGAUCGACUCAAAGUAGAAGCCGUGGCUCGAGGAUUCCGAAAGAUCCUUGAUUUCUGCGUCUGUGGCAAAGAAAUCUUCGUGCUGGAGGGCGAUCGCACAUUGCUGCGUCUAGCUCCUUUGCCAGAACCACCAAACAAGACGGCCAAAGUUAUCUUCAAUCCCCUUAUGCCGCCUCCAGUUCCGGUUCUAGGCUCCCACCUAUCGCGACUGGAGUCGCCGAUGGAGCUUCAGCCAGAACAUGUGCUUCAAAACGCAGAGGAGUGUUUUGAGCUCUCACCUGUGGAGCAACUGAACCUGAAUGUGCCCAUUGAAAUAGCUGUGGAGUCGCCACUGGCUCAACAAAGUCGCCGCGAGGAAAUCUUCCGCCGCAUCGGAGAAAUGGAUUUCGAGCAGUCCAUUGUCCACACCACCCGCAAGACAUCCGUGGGCAAACCGCCAGAGGUCAGUGGUUUGGGAAUUGUUGAGAUUGGCCAUGAGACCCAUGAGCUUCGGCUGCCUCUUACCAAUGCCGCCACUCUAAUGGAGGCCAGCUACUGCCAAAUGGAAAACAAUGGUCUGGCCUCUCCACUGGACAUGAAGGCAGCCUUCCUUCAGCAUCUGCCCGAUGCGCUAAGUCCCACCACCUUGCAGAAGACCGUCGCGGAAAAGGCCAAGACACUGGCCGCCGAGCUGGAUCUGCCCGAGGUACAUCUGGCUCCGUUGUCCCAGGAGGAGCUCCAUGCUGUCCAUGUGCAGACUCCCCAACUAAGCGAUCCGCUGAUCAGGUGCUACCCCGCGCACCUGGAGGAGGCCAGUGUCCAAACAAGUUCGCGGGAAAAGCCGAUCAACCCAGCAGAUGAAUAUCAUGUAGGUGAGCCCGUGGACGGGAUACGGUCAUUUGGCGUCUCCAAGCGUAAAAUGGCUCCGCUUAAGUUCGUCAUAAGUCAGCCGAAGCCGACUCUGAAGUUGGAAGAGAACAGGGAAGAGGAGGAGUACACCAGUUUCCUACCCGACUUUAGGCGAGCUGGCGAUCCGCUGUGCAAGGAAACACCAGCCACCAGUGAUUCAAACACCUCCAGCGAGUGGGAGUUUUUGGACAACUAGUUCAGUAUUAGAAAUAAGUGCAUACUCAUUAGAUUCCAUUUGCAUUAUCGCACUUUAUUCUCUUUGUUUCUGUUUGCAAAAGUGUUGUGCUUAUCAGAUUGUGAUCACAGUGAUUUAGUUACUCUUUUUAGUGAAAUUUACAUAAAUGUACAUAGUGUUAGACGUAUACUGACCCCGCCCA